GAAAAAGUCAUUUUAUCAUCUUGAUAAAAUUGUAUCAUAAUCCUGUUAUAUUACAGUUUUAGAAUGUAUAAAUGCAUAUCUAAUAUAAGAUUUAUUCAUUUUACAUUUUUAUUCAGAUGAAUCCUGCACACAUUCUUGAUUCUUAAAGUGUGAUUAGGGCUGGAUGAUGCUUUCUCAUCCAAUGACUCACAACAAUGUGUUUCAGCAGUACUUGAAGUUUUAAAAAUGUGAAGUUAAAUUGAGAACUAGUUUUCCUUUAUCUUAAUUGGCAUAUAGCAUUAUUUUAGCAAAUUCACAGGUUCAAGUCCCAAGGAUUGUACUUUUAGUGCACAGAACACACAGACAAAAAUGUGUAUUCUAAAUGUGCUGUAGGUUGCUUUACAUAAAAAACAGACUGCAUAUCCGAUUAUUAUAUUAAACAGAUUGUCCUUUAUUCCCUCUGUUAGUUAUUAACCUGUUUAGGGCAGGCAAUAUUUCAAGGUUCAUCUCCUCUCUCUCUCUCUCUCUCUCUCUCCUCCUCCUCCGCCUCUAACUCUGCCCUUCUUUCACUAUACCUGAGUUGACAGUGGCCCCUCCCAUUCAUCCCAUUCUCUGGCCCCUUUCAACACACACACUCAAGCGUUUCUAUGAGCUCUUUGUGGGGAGUUGAGGUAUGCAGUGAAAGUGUCUUUGAGUUUGUUCAACCAGCACCUAGCGGAUUGCUUUAGGUUUACCUGUGAAAAAUUGGAAGAAAACACAUACGAAAAGAGAAGACAGAAGUACAAAAAACUAGAACAUCGUAAAUCUGCCUUGUGUUUGGAGUCUGAAAAGGGAAAAGGGCAAUGCUUACUGAGUGGUUUUGGUGGGAUCGGCUUUGGUUACCGAAGCCUGUGACGUGGGCGGACCUACAGGAUGGUGAGGGGCGUGUCUAUGCCCGUGUAUCCCACUUGUACAUUAUUAUACCCAUAGCAGUACUGCUGCUUGGCUUAAGAACAUUCUAUGAAAGGCUAAUCGCUGUGCCACUCGCUCAUGCCCUUGGGGUGAAAGACAAAGUUCGCUUGAGAGAGUCACACAACCCAGUCCUGGAAAAAUACUACAACACACACUCUAAGCAUCCAACACAGGAAGAUAUAAAAGGUGCGUGUAAAAAGCUAGGCUGGUCAGAAAGGCAGGUGGAACGCUGGUUCCGCAGAAGAAGGAACCAAGACAGACCCGGAGUCCAGAAGAAAUUUAAAGAAGCCAGUUGGCGGUUUGCAUUUUAUCUGUUGUCAUCGAUUGGAGGCGUCCUGGCUCUUCACGAUAAACCUUGGUUUUACGACCUACGAGAAGUGUGGGCAGGAUAUCCAAAACAAUCGCUGCUGGAUUCUCAGUACUGGUAUUACAUCAUUGAGAUGAGUUUUUAUGGAUCUUUACUGUUCAGUGUGGCUGCAGACAUAAAACGUAAGGACUUUAAGGAGCAGUUGGUCCAUCACUGGGCGACUUUAACUCUACUGUCCUUCUCCUGGUGUGCCAACUACAUCCGGAUUGGCACGUUGGUCAUGCUCGUGCACGACACAUCUGAUGUCUUACUUGAGUCUGCCAAGAUGUUCAACUACGCCGGAUGGAAAACUACCUGCAACAGUAUCUUUGUGUUUUUUGCUCUGGUCUUUAUGGUAACCAGACUCGUCAUCUUUCCAUUCUGGCUGAUUCACUGUACGUGGGUGUCUCCUCUGGACCACUUUGAACCCUUUUUUGGUUAUUAUUUUUUUAACGUAAUGCUGGUGGUGCUGCUGUUAUUGCACGUGUUUUGGGCCUCUCUUAUUCUUCGCAUGGUCAAAAAGUUCCUCUUCGGUAAUCUAAAGGGUGAUGAGAGAAGUGAUGAGGAAGAGGAUGAGGAGGGCACUGAGGAAGAACAAACACACAUACAUUCUAAUGGAUCUGUGACAAGAUUAUCCAAUGGUCAUUGACACAUUUAGAGACAUUCCAUACAUACA
Molecule: messenger RNA, 1952 nt
Organism: Triplophysa dalaica
Lineage: Eukaryota; Metazoa; Chordata; Actinopteri; Cypriniformes; Nemacheilidae
Gene: cers3b
Product: ceramide synthase 3b
Exons: 11
Coding region: 822-1925 (367 amino acids)
Biological process (GO): ceramide biosynthetic process
Cellular component (GO): membrane
Molecular function (GO): DNA binding; sphingosine N-acyltransferase activity
Source: RefSeq, a predicted model, not a curated record